Lates calcarifer (barramundi perch) is the source of this 525-nucleotide messenger RNA. Its product is annotated as CD59 glycoprotein. The transcript is spliced from 3 exons. The record is from RefSeq and is a predicted model, not a curated record. Bases 113 to 439 code for a protein of 108 amino acids. Lineage: Eukaryota; Metazoa; Chordata; Actinopteri; Centropomidae.
UGGUUGGAACUACUUGUUGUAUAACAUACAUUAUUCAUGUUCUGAAAGAAAACUCAGAGUUCACAUUCUUUCUCCAGUUUUCCUCCCACAUCUGCUCCUUUCUCUGUUCACCAUGCAGCUUUACGGAGUUCUGGCGAUCCUGUUUAUGACUCUGUCCACCGCAUAUGGAUUAAGAUGCUACACAUGUACAGCCACCACCCCAAAGUCCUGUACACUGGACUAUAAUUGUCCUGCCCACUUGAAUCGUUGCUCUUCCCUCAAUGAGAAUGGUCUCAUCACUAAGGGCUGCCAGAACAGCAACGCAUGCGUAAAACCCCUAACUUGCUGUGAAGGGGACUUGUGUAACAGUGCCACACCCGCUGAUUCCAGUUUCAUACCCACUGGUCCCAGUGUCAUCCUCCUGCUGGUAUCCUCAGCCAUCAUCCCUCUGUUUAUCUAAGGCUCCAGAACAGCUACAGCAUUAAUAUGUAAAGGCUGUGAAUGAAUACAAAUAAAUAUUUGUUCAAUAAACCACAAUGUAAUCAA